Frieseomelitta varia is the source of this 2267-nucleotide messenger RNA. RefSeq names its product cytoplasmic phosphatidylinositol transfer protein 1 (gene rdgBbeta). Gene Ontology annotation, cellular component: cytoplasm. The record is from RefSeq and is a predicted model, not a curated record. Gene Ontology annotation, molecular function: phosphatidylinositol transfer activity; phosphatidylinositol binding. NCBI's taxonomy places the organism in Eukaryota, Metazoa, Arthropoda, Insecta, Hymenoptera, Apidae. The transcript has 8 exons. Gene Ontology annotation, biological process: phospholipid transport. Bases 170 to 1045 code for a protein of 291 amino acids.
CAUUGAAUUCGAUUGUUUAUUGCUCCAUCGCCUCAGACUAGUGGAACUGCUGUUUAGAUGACGAUAUCAUUAACUUUGAAUUCAUUAACUAAGGGGAGAACCCUUUAAUUCCACAAGCGAGUAUUAAUUUAAUGCAGUCAUAGAGGAUUGUCAGAUUCUCGUUUCAAAUAUGGUGUUAACGAAGGAAUAUCGUAUAUGCAUGCCACUUACCACGGAAGAGUAUCGCAUAGGACAGCUUUAUAUGAUUGCAAGACACAGUCAUGAGCAAUCAGAUAAUGAUGAGGGUGUUGAAGUAGUUGAAAAUGUUGAGUGUGAACACCAAGAGCAUGGAAAAGGCCAAUAUACAGAGAAACGGAUCCAUUUGUCUAGUAAAUUGCCAUAUUGGAUUCAGUCGGUCAUUCCACGAAUAUUCUAUGUCACAGAGAAGGCAUGGAAUUAUUAUCCCUUUACUAUCACAGAAUAUACUUGUUCUUUUAUUCCAAAAUUUCACAUCUCGAUAAGAACUCGAUAUGAGAACAACAAUGGAUCCACAGAAAAUUGCUUAGGUCUGUCUCCUAUUGAACUGAUUCAUCGUGAGGUUGAUUUUGUGGACAUCGCGUAUGAUGAAUUGUCCUCGAAACACUAUAAAGAGGAAGAGGACCCAAAAUUCUUUCAAUCGCAACGAACUGGUCGUGGGCCAUUGGUAGAGGGGUGGAAAGACACCACGCAACCUGUAAUGUGUUCUUACAAACUAGUUCAGGCCUCUUUUGAAGUAUGGGGCAUGCAAACUCGCGUGGAAGACUUCAUUCAUAGAUGUAUAAGAGAUAUUUUAUUAUUGGGUCAUCGUCAAGCAUUUGCGUGGAUCGAUGAGUGGUACGAUAUGACACUAGAGGAUGUUCGACAAUACGAACAAAAGAUGCAAGCCGAAACUAAUGAAAAAGUGCGGCUCAGAAAUAUGAAUAAUGAAAAACCGGCUACACCAACAACACCAACUUCAUCGGUGCCAUCUUCGCCAUUACCUAAAUCCCCUACACAGUCCACUCGGUCAUGGUUCUCUUGGUCUUAGCCGUAAUGUUAGAAAGAUAACAAUAGCGUAUUUAGGGAACAUAAUCAUAAUUGUGCAAAUAAACAUCAGCAUUUUCGAUUCUGUGUGUAUAUACAUGUAUAAUUAGGCACCUGUAUCAGGAUUUAUAAAACAGAGUUCCUGUUCCUGUUUCUCUUCUAGAUCAUUUCUUUGCGAAAUUAUCGUCAUUGUUAUUAAUAAUAUUGUUAAAUAUUUUUAUAGUUUAAUCAUGUUUACGUUAAUCAAUUUAAUAAGGCUAGCUGAGAGCAAUAUUUUAAAAAAGUGCAAGUUUCUUGUGAAUUUUAUCACCUUUAGUAAUUACUUCUUUGUAGCUAAUUUUCUGAUUGUUAUUUAUAAACAUUUAUAAAGUUGUUUUACGAAGAACUGAAAGUACCAGGAGUAGUUGUGAAAUCAUUGGAAAUAUAAAAUUAAUAGUGAAAUUUGAAUUUAAUAGGGGAGAUACAACAGCACAUCCAAAGCGGAUGUUCAUUGAUAUUAUAUACACCGGCUUAAAUUAUAUCGAUAUGUGAAAUAUUGUAAAGACCAGUGAUAAUAUUUAACGUAAGACUUAUUAAACAUCGUAGCAAAUUUUUGUGACUGCACAAAGGAUAUAAAUAUAUAUGUAUAAAUAUAUAUUACUUCUUAAUGGAACUACAAACUCUCACGGCACUACUGAAUUGUCUUUUCUUUUUGAUUUGAUAUGAAAUCUGUAUUAAUUAACAGAUAGCUGUAGUGUCGUUUUUUAAAAAAGUAGUUUCUAAAAAGCAGGUUGUACAUAAUUAUCUGAGCUAGAGCAUCGAUUUUAAUUCUUCUAAUUUUUAAAAUGUAUGAAGAGUACCUAUUUUUAAUUUAGCAUUUGAAUUUUUUUCCGUUUCUAAUUUAUGUAGUUACAUGUUGUUCAAAAUUUUCGUGGGACCAAAAGACACUUUAAAACAAAAAGAAAAAAAAAAAAACUGAUAGAAACGCACAAUAAUUUUCAUACUUGUUCACUUCUAAUUUUUAUAUAAACUCAAAGAUUGCAAGCGUAACUAUACACACUUGCAUAACUACACACUGUGCCAUGGAAAGAAAAAUGUUUGAUCUCAUUGUUUUUCACCGCUCAGUUUCCAUGGCACAUUUAAAAUUGUGUUCCUUUUUGAAAAGGUACUCACAGCAAAGCAUUUAAUUGCCUUCUUAUUGUACAAAUAUGUAUUUAAAUAAACGUUUCAAGCUGUUCUUCUCAGAA